This is a messenger RNA of Elgaria multicarinata webbii, 679 nucleotides long. RefSeq names its product CFAP97 domain containing 2 (gene CFAP97D2). The coding region runs from base 98 to 679 and encodes 193 amino acids. The transcript is spliced from 5 exons. Lineage: Eukaryota; Metazoa; Chordata; Lepidosauria; Squamata; Anguidae. The record is from RefSeq and is a predicted model, not a curated record.
CCACAGUUGUUAGAGCUUAGCUCAAGAAGGUUUUCUAGCUGAUGACUCAUCCUCUUUGAAGGAGUCCAGAUUUAGAGGUAUUUUAUGUUGUUUUAAGAUGCAUCGAGCCUACCAGCCAAUUUUGCCAUGUGGCAAUAAAUAUCUUCAGCAAAAGUGGGACAAAGCUACAUAUGAAGAACACAAGAAAAAGAUCCAGACAGCCAAACCUGUCAUAGACACCUCUACUCCUGCAACAUAUGGUCAUCUUCAUUUGAAGCUAAGAAAACUCAAGCUGGAUCAGGAACGUCUGUCAGUCAUUGAGCGAGACAAUCGUUUGCUGCUGGAGAAGAUGUCUUACAUCAUCAGGACUAGAGGAAGAAUUGAUAACAAAAAUGAAUAUAAGGCCAAAAGCUUAAACAGAGAAAAACGAGAGCGAGAAUUGCUAAGAGUAAGCCAAGAGAAUCAUGCAAUUCUGGAAAGGAUUAUGAAGUGUAAGCCUCAGUACAAGGUCCAGAAGUGGAAUGAAGACUGGCAAAAGGCUAAAAACUACAUGAACAGUAUUACAAGAUAUCCUCAAGGACUGUGCAAGUUACAAGAUCAAACGGAAAAAAAAAUUAAGAUAACACCAAAAAGAGAGAAACAGCAAGACAAUGAUCUGAAAGAUGGACGUCCAACAGACAAACCAGAAGAGAAGAACUAA